AUGGAAGUCACAUCUUUAUCAGACACCAGAGGAUUCACACUGGAGAGAAGUCAUAUCAGUGUUCUGAAUGUGACAAAGCUUUUACAAGGAAGUCACAUCUUAUCAUACACCAGAGGAUUCACACUGGAGAGAAGUCAUAUCAGUGUUCUGAAUGUGACAAAGCUUUUACACAGAAGUCACAUCUUAUCAUACACCAGAGGAUUCACACUGGAGAGAAGCCAUAUCAGUGUUCUGAAUAGAAGUCAUAUCAGUGUUCUGAAUGUGACAAAGCUUUUACACAUAAGUCACAUCUUAUCAUACACCAGAGGAUUCACACUGGAGAGAAGCCAUAUCAAUGUUCUGAAUGUGACAAAGCUUUUACACAUAAGUCAUAUCUUAUCAUACACCAGAGGAUUCACACUGGAGAGAAGCCAUAUCAGUGUUCUGAAUGUGACAAAGCUUUUACACAGAAGUCAGAUCUUAUCAGACACCAGAGGAUUCACACUGGAGAGAAGUCAUAUCAGUGUUCUGAAUGUGACAAAGCUUUUACACAGAAGUCAUAUCUUAUCAUACACCAGAGGAUUCACACUGGAGAGAAGCCAUAUCAGUGUUCUGAAUGUGACAAAGCUUUUACACAGAAGUCAUAUCUUAUCAUACACCAGAGGAUCACACUGGAGAGAAACCAUAUCAGUGUUCUGA
Molecule: messenger RNA, 678 nt
Organism: Staurois parvus
Lineage: Eukaryota; Metazoa; Chordata; Amphibia; Anura; Ranidae
Source: the annotation of a GenBank genome assembly